Kuraishia capsulata CBS 1993 is the source of this 723-nucleotide messenger RNA. RefSeq lists its product as uncharacterized. The record is from RefSeq and is a predicted model, not a curated record. NCBI's taxonomy places the organism in Eukaryota, Fungi, Ascomycota, Pichiomycetes, Pichiales, Pichiaceae. The coding region runs from base 1 to 723 and encodes 240 amino acids. The transcript has a single exon.
AUGUCUGAAGAUUCUCAAAGCGUUGCGAAGUCGGUUCCGCAGACAUUCUUCUCUGCAUUGGACCUUACGCCUGCCUAUCUGCGUACCCCAGUUUCUUCUACUACAGCCUCUGUGGCUUCCUCCGAUACCGACUACCAAAACGAAUGGGCAAGCACUAAUAGCAAUGUGUGCUCACCGAUGGCAUCGGUAGUGCCAUCCGUGCCGAUGCCGUUGGCUUUCGGCACAUUGCAAGCGCCAUUUGCGUCGUUAUCACGACCUCUUAGUCGUUCAUCUAGUGCUUCUGGGGUAUCUACAGUGGCGACAAAGGACGGGAUUGAAGGCAGGCGGGUUCACCGAAACCACAAUCAUCAUCUCCUAUUUGCGGGAAUGCCUGGCGUGAACAGUGCGAGCGGCAUCGCAUCCAUGAACUCCUACAAUCGCAAUCUGCUGAAUUCUUUCAGUAAUCAGGACGAUGUAGAUGAUGACAGUCAGUCAGGAAGUACUGAAUCCGGUACCGGCGAAAAUCCCAAACUUGGUGAAUACGAAACAGAUGAGCAGGCGCAAGGUGGAGGUUCCAGCUUCUCGCACAAUGUCCCCGGUGCUCCCCCUGUCACUCUACUGGAGAAAAUGGAUCUGUACAAGCACGGAGUUGUGGGAACCGAAGGUUACCAGAAGGACGACGAAGACACAAUGACUGGGAGUAUUAGCGAUUCAUCCAGCUAUUUUAACGACGUGAUGCACUAG